Molecule: messenger RNA, 1400 nt
Organism: Ectocarpus sp. CCAP 1310/34
Lineage: Eukaryota; Phaeophyceae; Ectocarpales; Ectocarpaceae
Source: the annotation of a GenBank genome assembly
GACAGCAAACGCCCGCUUGGCGUGUCCGAUGCCGGAUGCAAGGCGGUGGCGCACAUGGAAAGACACCUCCGGGGGGUCCUUCAAAACCGCGGGAGAGCCACUCGGCUUGCGGACGAUGAGGUGGAGGAGGGGGGGCAGCGGGCACAGCAACGCUGCCGCAAAUGACACCGAGGAUGGCGAGCCCGCACCCACACCACGCGUCUUCUUGCCGGCGUUGGCGCACCUCGGCAGCAACAACGCAAGUACCACCGUCGAAGCACCGCAAGUUUUUCUACCCGUACCACCUAAGAGAGACAGCAAAGUCGACUUGUGUGCCCUCAAAGCUGCUGCCCAGGGCGAUCGUGUGCAGAGCCAAGUAAACGUCUACGACCUUCUGCACGCGUCAGCCGAAACACAGGGGCCAGUACCGAAGGCCGCUAACUUGGCGGCCACGAGAGCUGUGGCAGCUCUCUGGGAGGCAGGAAUUCGGGUGCUCUCCUUGUUCGAGGUCCUCGUCUUCACGUACGUCUGGCUCCGAAACAUCACCGAAGAUGAACCAGACAUGCUAGAGCUAGGGGCUACCGGGUGGACCCUACGAAGGCCUUCCCACGGAGUAGUGCCUGUCGGGACCACCGCUGAAAGCGUGGACACAGUCAGCACUGGUGCCGCCGAAAAGCACGUGCGGGAAGUGCUGGUGGUUGCGCGCGGGGUCAGGAAUGGAAAGGGUGCAUGCUUGCCGGAUUGGUUUGGUGCGGGGGAUUUCGUGGACGGUGAGACUUCAACCCUCUAUGCUGCCCAGUUGGACGGGUUGCAUGCAUACGCGGUGGCAAAGACAAAGUUCAUGGUCGACGGAGUACAGCCGAUUGGCGAGAAAGAGCGCAAGAUCGCAGAGAGUGUCAUUCGCUGCGGCAUCGGGUAUGCAGCCGGUGAAUACUCCAUCAUGGCCCUUCAGAUUGCACUGGCGGUGGACGUCCCCCCGCAUGAGAGCGCGGAGAACUGAAAAGUGGCCGGGUACGAUUGCGUUUGGCAUGACACCACCUUCGACGACAAGUCGUCCAAGCACGCCAAAUAUAAGGUGUAGCAGUCGGGGAUGAUUGUGGGCCCAGACGGACCUCACGAGAACAACCACAGCAAGGAGUGCCAGCCACAGUACAGUGGUUUCACGACAUGUGAUGAGCUUGCCGGGAUCAACCUGAACCCGCACGAACAGGACCAUUCGAAAAAGGCGUUGUACCUUCGAUCGCUCAAUACCAUGAAAAUUCCAACUUCACUUUCGCGGUAAGGGUGAUCAACGAGCGUCAAAACCAGGGGUUCAACAGAAAACUCAGAGGACGCUCUUAGCAAGUGUCACGGAACACCCAAAAGAUAGCUUUGCUGGCUGUGAAGCCGCCCUGUGGAGGUGCGGCAGGAGCUUUUGCGGG